AUGGCCCGUUUUGUUCGUGCUUCAAAGUUUAGACAUGUAUUUGGUACCGGAUCAAAACAUGAAAAUUGUUUCGAUAAUGUCAAAGUUUCAGCAAACGCGUGGGAUACCAACUUAGUCAAAGUUAAUCCGACUUUUGUCGCCCUCAAUUGGAAUGCUGGAGGUGGUGGAGCUUUCGCUGUAAUUCCUCAUAAAAACGCUGCUCAUACCGCUCCCGUAUUGGAUACGGAUUUCGCCAAUUUUAAUGACUAUGUGAUCGCUUCUGCUUCAGAAGACACCAAAGUGAUGAUUUGGACUAUUCCCGAAGAGCUUCCCGAUCUUAGUGAUCUAGACAAAGAGAUACCAGAUAUUCAACCUGCUGCAAAAUUGAGUGGUCAUGGAAGGAAAGUUGGACACGUUUUAUUUCAUCCUACUGCGGACAAUGUUCUAGCAUCUUCAUCCGCGGAUCUGACAAUAAAAUUAUGGGACAUCGAGAAGGGAAUUGAAAAAUUACAAUUAACCGGAUUUACGGACUUUGUACAAUCACUCGCAUGGAAUUGGAAUGGUAGCUUGUUAGCGACUACUUCACGUGAUAAAAAAUUACGGAUUUUUGAUGUGAGAGCAAAUAAAGUUGCAAUACAAGCUGAUAAUCAUCAAGGAGUGAAAGGCGCUCGAGUAGUUUGGCUUGGUGAAAGUGAUAGAAUUGUGACCACAGGUUUCUCAAAGAUGAGUGAUCGGCAAGUGUGGCUUUGGGAUACGACCACACUGGGUAAACCAAUCAAAGAUUUUAACCUUGAUACCUCAUCGGGAAUUGUCAUGCCUUUCUAUGACAAUGACACAAAAAUUUUAUAUCUCGCUGGAAAGGUAAUCGAAUAUGAUCUAUCAAUAAUUCAUAUCCAAACUCCUGACGGUAAUAUUCGCUAUUAUGAAUUUGAAAAUGAUGAAUUAUACUCCCUUUCAGAAUACAAAUCAUCCGAACCUCAACGUGGGAUGGCAUUUUUACCAAAACGAGCAUUAAAUGUUACCGAGUGUGAGAUUGCAAGAGCAUACAAAGUUAGCGGCAACUUAAUCGAGCCAAUUUCGUUUGUUUUGCCACGUCGGUCGGAUGCUUUCCAAUCUGAUAUAUAUCCCCCCACUGUGAGCGAUGAACCCGCUCUUACUGCUGACGAGUUCUUUGAUGGUAAGAAUGCAAAUCCGAAAACAAUCAGCUUAGAGCACGGAUUCCAAUCAAAAGAGAAGAAAGAAUUCGUUUCUUCAGCGCCAAAAGAAGAAGAGAAAGAAUUGCAAUUGCCAAAAACUGAAAAAGAGUAUCAAGAAGCAUAUCACACCCUUCGCCAAGAAAACGAAGAUUUGCGAAACCAAGUGGCACAACGAGAUGUUACCAUUCGUGCACUAACAGCUCAACUUGAACAGUUGAAAACUGCAGCUUCAUGA
Messenger RNA from Ambispora leptoticha, 1410 nucleotides. NCBI's taxonomy places the organism in Eukaryota, Fungi, Glomeromycota, Glomeromycetes, Archaeosporales, Ambisporaceae. The record is from the annotation of a GenBank genome assembly.